AAAGUCGAAAUGACAUUUUUAUAUCGAUUUUUCUAAUAUUUUAAUUGAUCAUUAUAAUUUUACACAAUGGCACAGGCCUUUAUAACAACAACAAAGAAUAGUUUUAGAUGGAAUGUGCAAGAAAAAGAAAAGCCUAUACGGCAAGAACGAAAAUUCGAUGAAUGUUAUGGUAAAAAUGUUGAGUGGCUAACAGAACAGGAUUUAAGUGAAAAAAUGGAAAAUUUUGAAAAAAUAAAAGCCGCUGUUGCUCAACUUCAACGGGAUAGAAUGUCUAGAACAACAUAUAGGACAGAUUAUUGUAAAGAAGAAAAGAAAGCUGCUAGAAUUGUGGGUCGUGAAGAAGCAGUGGACAGUUUUGAAAAUCAAUUACUAGAAAGUUAUAAAAAAAUAUAUCAACAGAAGACCGGAAAAGUUUUACCAACCAUAACGACACAAAGAAUACUGGGAUUUCUUACACCCUCAAGAAUGUAUACGCCAAUUUCAAACUAUCAGCACGACUUUGGAAGAGUAGGAUUUGAACGCUUAAGUAAUGGACAUAUUCCUUAAAAUUAUUUCGAUUUAUAAAUUAUAUUUCUUAAUAUUUUAUAUAAAUUAAAUAUGUAAAGAAUCAAAUUGAAUAAAUAGAAUAUUCAG
Molecule: messenger RNA, 633 nt
Organism: Diabrotica balteata
Lineage: Eukaryota; Metazoa; Arthropoda; Insecta; Coleoptera; Chrysomelidae
Source: the annotation of a GenBank genome assembly